UUUGAAACUUACAAAGUCAUUGACUUGGAUUGCCUUAUAUUGCUUGUUUAAGAACUGUCAUUUAUUAAAAUAGAUUCACUCUUCUGUGAACUGAACCUACUUUCAAGUGGAGGACAUCUCGCUGUAGGAAACUAUCCCAGAAUACUCCAGAAAUUCACUACAUUUCUGACUGGUGCUUGUCUGCAUCUCCCAAUCUCAUUUUAUAUUAUCAUAUCCAGGUGAAAUGGCUACAGUACUGUUAUUAUAUCUCUUCAUAAGUUUGCAAGUGAUCAAUCAAUACUUUGGCUGUCCUGAAGAAUGUGAUUGCUCCACGAUUAAAGCUACCUGUGGAAAACAAAGAGGAAAGAUACUCACAAAAGUACCUGGGCCUUUACCAGCAAAUGUAUCGUCACUGUUCUUGGUAAACACACAGAUUGCCAAGCUAGAAGACAACAGUUUUACAGGGCAAAAAGCUUUGAAGCAACUUGUGUUGAAUGGCAGCCUCCUGACAGAAGUUUCGGAAGGAGCUUUCAAACACCUACACAAUCUUAAAUCACUAAUGGUGGCAAACAGUUUACUGGAGGUAUUGCCUCUUGGAGUUCUGGACACAUUGGUUAAUCUUAAACAACUUUAUUUAAUUAAGAGUAAUCUGGCCAAAGUAGAUCCGGAUCUAUUUGAUUAUCUUAAAAACCUAGAAGAACUUUAUUUAUAUCGAAAUAAAUUAGAAGCUCUUCCCAAUGGCAUUUUUGACAAUCUUGGGUGUCUUACUAAAUUGCAUUUAGGGGGGAACCAAAUUAGUGUUCUUCCAGCAAACAUAUUUGACAAACUAAGAAAUCUUCAAAUUCUCAGACUAUAUGAAAAUCAACUUAAUUACAUUCCUUCAGGUCUCUUUGAUAAACUAUUAAAUCUCACUGAACUUUUACUUCAGUUUAAUUAUAUUGGAAAUCUUUCUAGUGAUACCUUUUCUCAAUUGCAGAAUCUGAACAAAUUAAUUAUCGCCAAAAAUAGAAUAGUUGAAGUGCAACCAACAAUUUUUCAUAACUUGCUCAAUCUUCGUCUAUUAUCAAUGUAUUCUAAUAAAUUGGUGCAACUUCCAGACAGCAUAUUUGGUAAGAUGAAGAAAUUGGAGAAAUUGUAUUUACAUGAUAAUCAGCUCAUCACUCUUCCAGAUAAUAUAUUUUGCAAUUUGACUAACUUAAAAUUAUUGUCCUUGAACCAAAACAAACUUGCCAACCUUUCAAUGCAUACAUUUAAUGGCAUUAAUGACCUUCAAGAGCUUUACCUCCAUAACAACCAGCUUACUUUUUUAAGUGACAAUGUAUUUAGUAACUUUCAGAAACUGAAAUGCCUCUCACUCUCUUCUAACAAACUGUACUGUCUUUCUGGAAACAUUUUUAACAACCUGAAUCAGCUGACCACCAUUCUGUUAGAUAAUAACAGGUUGCAAAAUAUCCCACAAGGACUGUUUGAUUUCUUACCAAAUAUAGAGAAAGUUCGCUUGUACGAUAAUAUUUGGAACUGUGACUGUUGGAUUUUUUAUUUGAAAAAUUGGAUUUUGGAAAACAAAAAUAAGGUUGCUAAGCUCAAUGAAUUAAGAUGUAAAACUCCGGUGGAUUUCUAUAAUCAGCUUAUUCUAACAUUGAGUGAAAGCCAGUUGAGCUGCAAUUUUUCACUGACAAAUGUUACAUCAAAACUGGAUGUUUACCUUCAAACAAGCAUGACCUCAACAAAACAGCAUAGUUCUAUGCGCACUGUACAAUCAAAAUCAUUGCAAACAGGAGCUGUGACAUUGGCAUCCAUUCAGAAAGCUACAGAUUCUACCAAACCCACCAGGGAAGAUAGCUCUAUAAAGACAAUGAGCUUUACCGCAGCACAUGAUCUUUCUUCAGCUGUGGUAAUUAACAGCAACUCAACAAAAAUAACAAUAUUCCAUAUUGAGAAAAUGAAGAAGAUCAAGAAUCUGGGAUCUGCAAGAAUCCCUUGUAAAAUAAUUUUGCUUUUGUAUAUUGUUCUGGGUGCUAUACAAUUAUGCUUUAUACUUAUAACUUUAUAUGUUGUGUUUGCUGUUAGAAAAAUGCUGUUUUAUCAGAUUAGCACAUUCACUGUACCUGUUGUUCUUUUGAGGCUUUCAGAAAGUUUCCCAAAUGCCACAGGACAGAAUUACUUAGGUGUGAAUGAGGCAUAACUUAUGACAGGUUUGGAUGAAGAAUUUGUACAAUAGGCCUUCACUCAUGUAUGGCAGAUGAUGGACACACAAAAGCCCUUUCUUAACAGAACUAUUACUACAUAAUUUGAAAAGCAAUACAAUUUCAUGUUUUAGAUGUUGGAAAUUGACUUUCUAAAUGUUGUUAACAUAAAAAUGUAGGUGUCUGCAGUUGUUACAUUUGUCAUUGUAAGUGUAAGUAAUUUAAAUGAGCAGAUAUGAGGUAAUUAUUGCUUUUGUUAUUGGUAUUUCCAAAUAUUCUUCUACAGCCAUUCAUUCGACAAGCAUUUUUUUGCCCACUUGCAAUGUCCUGAAAUGUUUUGUGACAUUGAUUUUAGAAUGACCUAUUCUGAGAAAUUGGGAAGCAUUUUCUAUUGGUAGGGAAGAACGAUAAAGCUAGACAGGAAGGAUGCCUCAGAGCGAUCAUAGAAUGGUUGCAAAAUGGAAGGAGGCCAUUUAUCCAGUUGCGUUGUUCAGGAUCUCUUCAAGAGAACUGCAGCUAGUAACAUUUCCUGCAUUUUGUCAUGGCCUGAAAAGUAUUUUCCGUUCAGUAUUUAUCAUAUUCACUUUGAAAACCGCAAGUGAAUCUGUAACGAGUGCAUUAAGCAGCUUGCUGUCAUGUCACAGAUAUUUUAUGACUUUGAAAUUGUGCAGUUUAGUUCUUAGCCUUUCUGCCAGUGAAAAACAGUAUUUUUUUACUUCUUCUGUUGAGACCCCUGGAUUUUGAAUAUCCCUAUCUAAUAUCCUCUCAACCGUUUGUCACCAACCCUCACCAACUUUUCCAAUUUACCUAAUCAACUGCAGAUCCUAUCACUGGAUCCAAACUCAUUGUUCUUUUCUCAGAGACCAGUUACAGAUUUAGAUAAGGAGAAAAUUUAAAAAGGCACUU
Messenger RNA from Chiloscyllium plagiosum (whitespotted bambooshark), 3071 nucleotides. RefSeq lists its product as uncharacterized. The record is from RefSeq and is a predicted model, not a curated record. NCBI's taxonomy places the organism in Eukaryota, Metazoa, Chordata, Chondrichthyes, Orectolobiformes, Hemiscylliidae. Gene Ontology annotation, cellular component: extracellular matrix. Gene Ontology annotation, molecular function: protein binding.